Messenger RNA from Purpureocillium takamizusanense, 1647 nucleotides. RefSeq lists its product as uncharacterized. Lineage: Eukaryota; Fungi; Ascomycota; Sordariomycetes; Hypocreales; Ophiocordycipitaceae. The record is from RefSeq and is a predicted model, not a curated record. The coding region runs from base 1 to 1647 and encodes 548 amino acids. The transcript is spliced from 4 exons.
AUGCAGGCUUUCUGCUGCUGUGGCCCUCGCCGCAGAGACCGGCGAGAUGAUGAUGAAGACGGGGAGGCUGCUCCUUCAAUCCCCGUUUUCAACCCGCCCGGCCUCAUCGACGUGCCGCCGAACACCAGCCAAGCCCAUGAGCUUUCCACCAUUCCGCUUCCGACGCAUGCAGCACGCCAAAGCUCCCAGAUAUCACCAGGCGAGGGGCCCCCGGGUCUGUGCCAGCUGGUUGACCGGAACAAUCUUGAUGACGAUGAGGACGACGACCAAGACGAUGCAAGCUUGUCGGCCAAGAGAUCCACAAAGACGCUCGACGCAAAGAGAAUCCAAGACGAGCUCGAAGCUGCCGAGAGCGUUGAUGGCGGUAGUAGUAGGUCACACUGGAGCACUCGAUACCUUUCGCCCCUCAUCGACCUCGGCCAGCCGGGAGGCGGCCCGCGGGACACGAUCGAGUUUAGCGUCGAGACCAACCCGGGUCUUCACACGUCCUCGGCCUCUGCCCAAGGAAGCCCUAUGGACACGACUAGAAGACAAGUCAGCUGCCCUCAGCUCGUUUCAAGCGACUGCGAGGCUGCAUCGAGCCCCAUCGAGCGUGGAGACCGCAGUCCUGAGCCAGCUCCUUCCGCGACAACAGCUCCCUCCCCGCGGCGACCCUCAACGGCGCAGAGCAUGAAAGGCCAGCCAGCAGCCGGUCUAGGUGUCAAUGCCCCUCGCAUGGAGCGGGUGAUUGGCGCUGAUAACGACUUCGAUAUUCGACACGGAUCGCACGCCUGGGACGAUCAGUCGGCUCUCGGUAUUUGGCUCAUCGCGCAAGGAAUGCGGUCCAGAGAUACCUCACUCCUUCGACUGGGUGAAGGCGAAUCUGAUGCAGCCGCUGAAUGUGAUGUCAUGCACUCGCCCUCCCAGGAUUUCGGCGGAAUCGAUAGUGUUCUCGAUACACCACCGUCUGUGAGCCAGGAUAACAGCAUUGCCACGGCACUUCGCCCAUACGAGGGCUGCCCGGACGCCUAUCGACGACAAAAGGCCAAUACCGAUGCCACAGGAGCCACUCCAAGAGAAGCGGACUGGGCCGAGCCCGAUAAGGAUCCUUCAACUGUAAAACUCAUGGACUCCGCAUCAGCCUCGGGCAUCAACUUUGCUGGACGCAGCAGGAACAACCCCUCAUCCAACUAUCCAUCUGCUAUGCCGAGCUUCGAGCCAAGCCCCGCUGACUCGGCGGCCAAUAGCCUUAGCCUCAGUCCCCAGGAUAUUGAGAACCUCGAACUGUCCCCGUUUCACUGGCAAGGGGAAUUUUCCAUACUCCGUGAGCUCGGCCACUCUGAGGGCCAAAGCUCCUAUGCAACCGCGGAAGACGACACGUCAAACGCUGAGAACAACUAUGGCAUCCUUACGAAUCUUCCGCGCUCCCCCCGAGCUGCACACAGUAGAGCUUCCGUAACUACCUCUGAAGCGGCCAGCGCCCAGAAACGCGAGACCGAACAUCGGACCAUAAACCGCACGCUUACUGACGUCGCCUCCCGGAAGAGCAGCCCCGCGAUACGCAGCCGUUUCAAGGAAGACCUCAGAACGACAUCAGCUCCGGCCCCAGUGCGGACCUCCAUCGUGACCAAGAUUCAAUCAUCUCUUUCGAGGCUGUCCCGGUGCUAA